AACCGCCUUCUAGAGGUGGCCCGGUGCAGUGAAUGAACCAAGUGUUUCAUGCAAAACAAAUCGGUGGACAGAACCAAAUGAGACAGCUUCACCUUAGUUAGUCGGGGGUGCCAGUCUCGAAACUUGGACGGAUAAGUUGGGCAGCAGGCAGUUGAUCGAGAAUCAAUUCGUGUGCGCGCGAAAAAGUGUCAUGCGGUGGCGUUCCGGCGUAGAUCCGGACAGGAUAGUGGACUCGGUGACAAAGUGAACUAACCUUAAGGAAAUAAUAAUAUUUAUAAUAAAAAUGAAAUCUUCAAUGUGCCUUGGGAAGAGAGUGGUGUUGCAUUUUGUGGUGGUACUGAUGGUGAUUCAGUUUGGGCGGUCAUCGGGACAGGACAUCACCGAUCAGACCUCAUCGUUGGAUAUGGGUUCGAUGAGGAGUAUGUUUCACGCGUUGCGCCAAUGGACGUUCGACUUUGUGGGCAAGACUGGCCUUCGGACGAGGGGAUUUUUCCUGCAGGAGAAGAUUCCAAAUGAGCUCCCGUUUCCGUGUGAUGUGACGCUGGGGAGGAGCGAACGCGUGCCGAAGAGUGUCCACAAGUUACGCCCAGGUGACAUCAACGUUAUCGCCGCGAUGGGUGAUUCCUUGACGGCGGCCACCGGAGCAGCCGCCACCUCUGUGAGAGAUCUGUACAUGGAGAACCGUGGCCUUUCGUGGAGCAUCGGCGGCCAGUGGAACUGGCGCAACGUGACGACGCUGCCCAACAUACUGAAGGAGUUCAAUCCGAAGCUCGUCGGUUACUCCCUCGGCGACUCGUACCCGUUCCACAAGGAGUCCCAGUUCAACAUGGCCGAAAUUGGGGCAGUUUCGUACGACAUGCCGUUCAUGGCGCAAUCGCUGGUCAAGCGGAUCCGCGCCGACCCGCGGGUAGAUUUCAAACGCGACUGGAAGCUGGUGACCAUCGCCAUCGGGGGCAACGACAUCUGCUCGUUCGUUUGUACGAUGGAAAGCCCGGAAGAUCUGCCGGCAAAGCACCGGUUGCGGAUGACGCGGGCGCUGCGCUACCUGAGGGAUAACAUGCCGAGGACGUUUGUGAACCUGGUGUCGAUGCCGUCGGUUGAGACGGUCGUCUCGAUGAAGUCGAAGCCGAGCAUUUGCAACACGCUGCACCACGGAGAGUGCUCCUGCUGGGUCGGGAAGCUGUACAAUCAGACGGACGAGUCAAGAUUGAGGUGGCACCGGAUACAGGAUGGGAUGGUUCAGGCAGAGAGAGAAGUGGCUCAGCUGGAUGAGUUCCGUCGGUUAGACGAAUUUGCAGUGAUGUAUCAGCCAUGGUCCACAGAAAUAACGCUAAAAAUGAAUGGCCGCGAGACGGACCACACACUGCUUGCGUACGACUGUUUCCACAUGAGCCAGAAAGGAAAUGCAUAUGCUGGCACGGCCCUAUGGAACAAUAUGCUCGAGCCGCCGGGUCGUAAAAGCACCAACUGGAAACCUCUGUUUGAGAACUUCAAGUGUCCAACCGCGAAGGUGCCCUACAUCUUUACCUACGAUAAUAGCUAGGUUCGAAACCUUCUCCUCUCGCGAAGGUGUCUGUCUAGUGCUACAUAAUUCUACCCUCUCUACCUGUCUGGUACGCCUGCCCCCGCCCCAGUUUCAAUAGUUUCUAAGUGUAAUUUAUUCAUGAGAGUGGGGUCUUGCAAUGUAAGAAAGAUAGUAAAAAAAGUCAAACGGUAGGUUUGUUUCUUCAGUCACAUGAUUGAUUUCAAUUAAACCAGUUAGAAGAGUUAAGUAAGUCAAAUAAAAGCACGCUAAUUGAGCGCAAUUCGAUGCAACGAA
Messenger RNA from Culex quinquefasciatus (southern house mosquito), 1819 nucleotides. Its product is annotated as phospholipase B1, membrane-associated. NCBI's taxonomy places the organism in Eukaryota, Metazoa, Arthropoda, Insecta, Diptera, Culicidae. Gene Ontology annotation, molecular function: glycerophospholipase activity. The transcript has 7 exons. The coding region runs from base 284 to 1543 and encodes 419 amino acids. The record is from RefSeq and is a predicted model, not a curated record. Gene Ontology annotation, biological process: phospholipid metabolic process.